Molecule: messenger RNA, 1168 nt
Organism: Dermacentor andersoni
Lineage: Eukaryota; Metazoa; Arthropoda; Arachnida; Ixodida; Ixodidae
Source: RefSeq, a predicted model, not a curated record
AUGAGUGAAAUAAAUGUGGAAAUCAGCCCGAACGAGAGCCUUAGAGCUAAAUGGCAACGUUUGUACAGGCGAGUGCUGUCUCUGGCUUCAUUACCUCUUUCGGCAUACGGGUAGGGGCUAACAAAACGUCGAGCCGCUAAAAUUCCCUUACUCAUCUGGCUCAGUGCACAGCGAGUGCCUCGAAUUUGACUGUCUUGCUGCCAUGCAGCAGGGUAUCUGACGGGUUUAUUUGCCAGUCGCCUGCUCUCAAGGCGUCACGUCCUGAUACGUGACGCUUACGUCUAAAAAGGAUGUUCCACCUCUGCCACCUUGACCCGUCAGAGGCACGUUCCUGCUGCAGCAAAAGUCGACAGACGACCUCUCACUCAGCACGUCGUAAUGACAAGCAAGAACCACAGGGUGCUGCCAGAAUCGGCGAUAGAGCCGGCCCGACGAAAACGGCGACAUAUCGGCUUACGUCUACACCAGAAACGAGGCGGAAUCGUCCGAGGAGGCCCAGCGUUCCCACCGGUCGAACUCAGUACACGCGUCACUCAAGCAACACGACAGGUGGUGAUAUCAACACGUCCAUGAUUUUCACCAUUCACCGGCACGUAGUUGCUCCCGUGCGCAGUCGGCUGUUGAAUUCCGAGACCCUUCGCGGGAAAACAGUUGACUGCGGGUCUGUUUAAUCAAGCCAUUUUCUCCCCCGGAUUCAUCAAGUAAGAGCCGCGCAUGGGUAUAAUAAAUACUAAAUACAGUAGGGUCCCGUUAAAACUAACUCGAAGGAACCGUGAAUAUCUGCUCGCCGUAUGAAAAGUUCAUCUUUAACAGAAAGGAUCUGAAUAACAGAACGCAUUAUUCCUGGUAAACCACACGAACCAACAAAUGAAACUGCACCAAAAGCAAAAGGCAGACGCAAAAUGAUAGUCAUUUGUUAAUUUUUCAUGAUGCAAGUGCUUUAAGAACACUUAGGCUAUUCAGUAACUGUUGCUUGCCGGCAUUUGACAAACCUGUGCGCUGUCACAAAAGCUGAAAUUUUACUUUAACGUAAUAGUUCUGCGGAAACCCGCAAGGUCUAGAGAAGUAAUUAAUAAAGGGAAAAUGAGACAUCCACCCAAACAUACCUAAGUGCUACAAAGGAAACCCAUACGGGUUCCUCGAAAUAAAAGCUUAGCAGUUGAAGGAA